AUGCGUACCGCCGUCUUGUCUCUGGGCGCCCUUGCCCUUGGCCUAGCCAAUGCCCAUGAGUACCCCAACUGCGAGUCGGACAACUGCUACCGCAACCUCAUCGAUGAGCGCUUCGCGGCUGAGGCGGUCUCGUGGUGCCCUGAGUUCCUGGCCGGCACCACCACCGCGGCCGCGGCCAUCCCCACAGACUUCGGCAACUGCGAUGGCAAUGUGGCUGCGGUGAGCUCGGCUUGCUCGUGCAUCACGUAUACCGCCACGGCUACCGCGACGACUACCACCAGCACUGUCACCAGCACAAGCACCAGCACUACCACCGCCACUAGCACCACCAGCGACGAUGACGAGUGCACAACAGACGUCCCGGAAACCACGACGACUGAGGUCCCGGCCACUACCACUACCACUAGUGAUGACGAGUGCACCACCGAUGUGCCCGAGACUACUACCACGACCGCGGCGACCACCACGACUAGUGAUGAUGACGAGUGCACUACUGAUGUCCCCGAGACGACCACCACGUCUGAGCCGCCUGCCACGACUACCACUAGCGAUGAUGAUGAGUGCACCACGGACGUUCCCGAGACCACCACCACCACGGAGCCCCCGGUCACUACCACGACCACCGACGACGAGUGCACCACCGACGUUCCGGAGACUACCACCACUACCACUGAUGACGAAUGCACCACCGACGUCCCCGAAACCACUACCACGACCGAGCCUCCCGCCACUACCACCACCACUGGUGAUGACGAUGAGUGCACCACCGAUGUGCCCCCGGAGACCAGCUCGACCGAGGUCCCUCCGGAAACCACCUCGACCACUGAGGUUCCCCCGGAGACCACCCUCACCACUGUGACCACUGCCCCCUCCACCAACAAGGGCACCCAGACGCCUUCCGAGACGCCUUCCGAGACUCCUUCCGAGACUCCCUCGGAAACCCCCUCUGAGACCCCCUCGGAGACUCCCUCGCAGACCCCGUCCGAGACUCCUUCCAACCCGCCCACCAACCCUCCCCCGACUCUGACCACUGGUUACAGCAGCACUCAGUCGCCCGCCCCGACCACCUCGGGCCCGGUCACCGCCGGUGCUGGCCGCGUUGUCUUCGGCGUUGAGGGCGUUGCCAUCAUCGCCGGGUUGCUGGCUGCUCUCCUGUAA
This is a messenger RNA of Dichotomopilus funicola, 1158 nucleotides long. RefSeq lists its product as uncharacterized. Lineage: Eukaryota; Fungi; Ascomycota; Sordariomycetes; Sordariales; Chaetomiaceae. The coding region runs from base 1 to 1158 and encodes 385 amino acids. The record is from RefSeq and is a predicted model, not a curated record. The transcript is spliced from 2 exons.